Messenger RNA from Aspergillus niger, 1113 nucleotides. RefSeq lists its product as uncharacterized. NCBI's taxonomy places the organism in Eukaryota, Fungi, Ascomycota, Eurotiomycetes, Eurotiales, Aspergillaceae. Bases 1 to 1113 code for a protein of 370 amino acids. Gene Ontology annotation, molecular function: signaling receptor binding. The transcript has 5 exons. Gene Ontology annotation, biological process: protein import into peroxisome matrix, docking. Gene Ontology annotation, cellular component: peroxisomal membrane; peroxisomal importomer complex. The record is from RefSeq and is a predicted model, not a curated record.
AUGGUUCGCGAGGAGCUUAUCUCCUCUGCUGUCACCUUCCUCCAAGAUCCAUCUGUCGCCGCCUCGCCAAUUGAGAAGCGAGUCGCAUUCCUCCAGUCAAAGAACCUGACUAAAGAAGAGAUCGAUGUUGCGCUUGCCCGAGCAGGUGAAGAUCCGUCCACAGCAGCUGCCGCUGUAACCGCAUCAUCUGGUUACCAAUCAGCCCCUCAACAAGUUGUCUACCGACCUCCUCCUCCACCUGCUGCAGGCUAUGGAUAUCCUCCCUAUGGUCAAUGGCAGGCUCCGCCGGAGCCUCCGAAACGGGACUGGCGUGACUGGUUCAUUAUGGCUACGGUGAUGGGAGGAGUAGGUUACGGACUCUACACGAUCACCAAGCGCUACAUUUCGCCCUUAAUCGCACCUCCCACUCCACCCCAGCUAGAACAAGACAAAGAACACAUUGAUGAGCAAUUCAAUCGCGCAUUUGCCCUGAUCGAACAGCUGUCCACAGAUACAGCCGCACUGAAGUCGGCGGAGGAGACGCGCACAGAACGGCUAGAUACCGCCCUUCGCGAGGUAGAGAACCUUGUUUCUGACAUGAAGAACGCCUCCCGACGGAGGGACGACGAGACCCGUCGUAUCAGCGACGAAGUCAAGUCGCUGAAGGAUGCGAUCCCCAAGGCGCUGGAAGGUGCCCGGGAAGGCAACGAGACACGGUUGAAGGAGCUUGGAGCUGAAUUGAAGAGCCUGAAGGUCUUGCUGGGCAAUAGACUUGGUGGCAGCGGCAACAACGCCACCUCUCCUGCCCCUGGACGGUUCAGCGGUAUGAACAUCCCAACUGCUUCUCGGCCUGCGGAGGAAUCAACUCCCGCCGCGGCGGCCCCGGUCAAUGGUACGCCCGCUGCGCCAGCAUCAACUGAGCAGCCCUCCCAAUCGGCACAGCCAACCCCGAGCCCCAGCACCCCCUCGAUGAGCAACAGCCCUCUAUCGCAGCUGGGCCGCUCUGCUUCCAUCCCAGCCUGGCAGAUGGCUGCUGCCAACCGCUCCAAGACCGCUUCUCCCUCGACCCCUUCCACCAGCACCCCGGACAACACAACUGGCGCGGCUCCUGAGUCGAGCGCCCCGGCCAGCUGA